AUGGCCAAAAAUGACAAUGUAAUUCAAAGCCAGGCAGCAUCUCUUCGGAAUCUUGAAAUUCAAUUGGGGCAAUUGGCCAGUGAUUUGAAGAAUAGACCACAAGGCACUUUGCCAAGUGACACCGAAAACCUAAGAAGAGAUGGCAAAGAACAUUGCAAAGUGGUAACCUUGAGAAGUGGAAAAAUUCUUGAGUCAAAUGUGGCUGCAACAGGCAGUAAGGAGCCCUCUUCAAUCCAAAAAGAGGGGGAAAUGAAGAUAAAACCAGCAAUUUCAGCUGCUGAAAUUCCCCCAGUAGUUACAGCAUCCAGUCAGCAUUCUGCUGCAGAAAAGUCUUUGCAAAAGCCACUUCCACCAUUUCCUGAACGGUUCAAGAAGCAACAAGACGAUGGUCAAUUUCGGAGAUUUCUUGAUGUUCUAAAGCAGCUCCACAUCAAUAUACCAUUAGUGGAAGCUUUGGAGCAAAUGCCAACCUAUGUAAAGUUUUUGAAGGAUAUUUUGACAAAGAAAAGGAGGCUUGGCGAGUUUGAAACGGUCGCUUUGACGGAGGGCUGUAGUGCUAUGUUGAAAAGUAAAAUCCCACCCAAAUUGAAAGAUCCGGGCAGUUUUACAAUUCCAAUUUCUAUUGGGGGUCGAGAUGUUGGAAGAGCUCUUUGUGACUUGGGAGCUAGUAUUAAUCUCAUGCCUAUGUCCAUUUUUGGAAAGUUGGGAAUUGGAGAAGCAAGGCCAACCACCGUCACUUUGCAAUUAGCGGAUCGUUCCAUGACGCAUCUAGAAGGGAAGAUUGAAGAUGUGUUGGUGCAAGUGGAUAAGUUUAUUUUUCCAGUCGAUUUCAUUAUUCUUGACUAUGAGGAAGAUAAGGAAGUUCCAAUCAUUUUAGGGAGGCCAUUUCUUGCUACGGGAAUGACUUUAAUAGAUGUUGAAAAAGGAGAGCUCACCAUGAGAGCUCAAGAUGAGCAAGCCACAUUCAAGGUUUUCCAUCCUAUGCGUGCUCUGGAUGCAAUAGGAGAAUGCUUAGCAAUUGGAGAUAUGGUGUAA
Cannabis sativa is the source of this 1035-nucleotide messenger RNA. RefSeq lists its product as uncharacterized. The record is from RefSeq and is a predicted model, not a curated record. The transcript has a single exon. Lineage: Eukaryota; Viridiplantae; Streptophyta; Magnoliopsida; Rosales; Cannabaceae. The coding region runs from base 1 to 1035 and encodes 344 amino acids.